AGUUGUGCACAAUAUGGCGGCCAUUGUGGCAGUAGUUCAGAGAAACAUAGCCAAAAUAGAUCUUGUUCAGGGAUUUACACCACUUGUGAGUCUAUUUCGACUUGCCAGCAAGAAGGCUGCUGGAAGCACCAAAAACCAAGGCAAAAAUAAAAAAGGAAAACACUUAGGAGUAAAAAGAAGAGAAGGUGAAAAGGUUAUACCAGGUACAAUACUUGUACGGCAAAGAGGAUAUAAAUUCCACCCUGGAGUAAGUGUUGGAGUGGGAAGAGAUCACACACUGUACGCCUUAAGCGAGGGAGUUGUGAGGUAUAAAAGGGAACUCUUAGAUCCUUAUCCAUGGGGGCUAGGACACAAGGGCCCAAUCCAUGAAAGGAAGUUUGUGCAUGUUGAAAGUGAAGUGAAGAGUCCUGAAGUUAUUCUUGUUCAAGAAUCACUGCUUGAAUCUAUUCCAGAGCCUACAAUGACAUAACUAAAGACUCUUGUUGAACUUGAGUUGUGAUGGCAGAAAUGGUUAGCAUUCAAAAAGGAUUAGAAAUGGAAAUGAUUGAGACAUUGUGGAUAAAUCUCAUUGCAAUAUUAUUGAAAAGUCGUGAAUCAUUCAGGACUGUGGCAGGUACCAUGGAGUGAGUUAUCUCUAGCACUUUUCCAUUUUUUAUCAUAUAAUUUGUCCUAUGCUCUUCUAACUUAACGCCCUGUCCACUUUUGCCGAAUGUGCUUCUAAAAAUCCAAAGUGAGUUGUAUCAUUCCUUUAUGUAUGUCUGAGAAUCCAAAAUAUAUCUCAUUGAAAUCAAAGUUAUAGUAGUGAAGUUCUGCAUGUACUCAUAGUUAAUAGAGAGGACUAUGAUGUACGCUGUGAACAGAGUGUAUUUUACCUUACCUCAAUAAAAAUUGUURUUUCCUUYGCGAAUUUUUUACUGAGGUAAGGUAAAUAACACUCUGUUCGCAGGGUAACUAUGAUGUACAGGAGUAUUUUAAAUCAKUUUUGCCUUAAAACGUUUUUAUAUAUGAAAUUUUACUUGUCGCACUUGGAACUAUAGCACUCGUUGUAUUUUUUCUUAAUAAAUCUUAAAACGUUU
Exaiptasia diaphana is the source of this 1076-nucleotide messenger RNA. RefSeq names its product 50S ribosomal protein L27. Gene Ontology annotation, cellular component: ribosome; mitochondrial large ribosomal subunit. Gene Ontology annotation, molecular function: structural constituent of ribosome. Gene Ontology annotation, biological process: translation. NCBI's taxonomy places the organism in Eukaryota, Metazoa, Cnidaria, Anthozoa, Actiniaria, Aiptasiidae. The record is from RefSeq and is a predicted model, not a curated record. The transcript has 4 exons. Bases 14 to 469 code for a protein of 151 amino acids.